Molecule: messenger RNA, 438 nt
Organism: Symbiodinium natans
Lineage: Eukaryota; Dinophyceae; Suessiales; Symbiodiniaceae
Source: the annotation of a GenBank genome assembly
AUGUACCGUCAAGCAGAGGAAUGGAAUAACUUGCAGCAUCACCGCAUGCCAGAGAAUCACCCACAAAGUCAGUCCUUAGACGUGGUGCGCUUAGCGAGGGAAAUGCCUUCAACCCCUCGCAUGACUGCUGACUGCUCCCAGAUGAAGCUAGAAGCUUUCUGCAUGGCGACGUUUGCUGACUGCUUUGAAGUGCAGCCUUUCGGAAGACUGCACAGGUCGGUGAGGACGUUGCUUACAGCAGCAUGCUCAUGGACGACAGCGGCAGGUGAAAAUGACUUGCCUGUUCCGCUCAACAUGGAACUGCGCUUCUGUCCCACCUGCAAGGCAGGCAAUCGGACAAGAGAAGGGCUUGAUUCGAGUGCGAGAGACGUGUUGAUGUGUUGCAAUGUGUUACUGCCGGUAUGGCAUUCGAGCAUCGAUGACGAUGACCAUAGGUGA